CCCCUCCAGCAGGGAGGAGACAUGUGACUGAGCCCGCCCAGAGCAAAGAGAAAACAAGAAAACUGAAAGAGACAGGAGUGCGGCUGUGCCUGGGCUCUCACUUUUCUACCCUUCGCUACUGCAAUGGACAACUAAACAGAAGCCUAGUGACGGGGUGUCAUUCAUUAGCUCGCUCACAGGGGCACACCCUCCACCGAGGCGCAAUUCUUUGCAUUACUGCAGCUGUCUCUCAUUCAGGAUAGACGGAGAGUAGCCAUAGCCAGUGGCAGCCCCAAGAUCUAUGAUGGCACAAAACAUAUAUGAUAUUGAUGAAGCUCAUUUAGAUCCAUUUUUAAGAAUAAACCCUUUAUUUCAAGAAUCUAUUUAUAUGCCAUCUGAGUCACACCAUCGGAGUGCUGAAGGGCCGUACAUUGAAAUUACAGAACAACCAAAACAGAGAGGGUUUCGCUUUCGAUAUGUCUGUGAAGGGCCGUCACAUGGAGGACUUCCUGGGGCUUCAAGUGAGAAAAUCAAAAAGUCAUACCCACAAAUUAAGAUUCAUAAUUAUGUUGGACAAGUCAAGAUUAUAGUGCAGCUGAUCACUAAUAGCAAAGACAUCCGAUUGCAUGCUCAUAGUCUAGUUGGUAAAAACUGCGAAGAUGGCAUAUGUCUUCUAACUGUAGGACCUAAAGAUACAGUUGUUGGGUUUCCUAACCUGGGAAUUCUUCAUGUUACAAAGAAGAAAGUGAUUGAAGUUCUAGAGGCCCGCAUGACUGAUGCCUUCAAAAAGGGACAUAAUGCUGCAUUAUUAAUACACCCAGAGCUCAACUAUACAUAUUCUGAAGACAGGCAAUUAAACGAGCGAGAAAAGGAAAUCAUAAGACAAGCAGCAACACAGCAGUCCAAGGAUAUUGACCUGAGUGUGGUACGACUUAUGUUCACUGCUUUCCUGCUUGAUAGUGAAGGUCGAUUUUCUAGAGCACUUGAGCCUGUGAUAUCUGUUCCCAUCUUUGAUAGCAAAGCCCCCAAUGCAUCCAACCUGAAAAUUGUGCGAAUGGACAGGACUGCAGGCUGUGUGACAGGUGGGGAAGAAGUAUACCUCCUGUGUGAUAAAGUGCAAAAAGAUGAUAUUCAAGUCCGCUUCUAUGAAGAGGAUGAAAAUGGAGGUUUCUGGGAAGGAUUUGGAGACUUCUCACCUACUGAUGUCCAUAGACAGUAUGCCAUUGUCUUCAAAACUCCCAAGUAUAAGGAUGUAAAUAUUACAAAGGCAGCAUCUGUUUUUGUUCAGCUUCGGAGGAAAUCAGAUUAUGAAACUAGUGAACCCAAACCAUUUCUUUACUACCCUGAAAUAAAAGACAAGGAAGAAGUACAAAGGAAACGCCAGAAGCUUAUGCCUAAUUUCUCAGACGGUUAUGGUGGAAGUGGGACAGGAUCUGGUGGAGGUGGUGGUGGUUUAUAUGGAGGAGCAGGAGGAUCUGGAGCAGGUGGUGGCUAUGGGUUUUCUUCAUUCAGUUGUAAUAAUUACGGAGGUUUGAAUUUUCAUGGAGGCCCUAUGAAUUCCGGUCCAUGUAUGAAACAUGAUUCCGAGUCCCAGUGUGAGGAAGCCAACCAGAAACAUGGUGAGACCAUGAAUACCCAAGAUGCACCUAUUGAAGAUGCAUGUUUGUGCUUCGAGGCUUCACAAGAAAAGGAACAGAGAGACACUGCUCCAGCAAGGAAGGAAGGGGAGUUCUGCAAACUGCAUGAAUGUAAUUUCCUGAGCAAGGCUAUGCAGCUAGCAAAGCGCCAUGCAGCAUCCUUGUUUGACUAUGCCGUAACAGGAGAUGUGAGGAUGUUAUUAGCUGUACAGCGCCACCUAGCUUCAGUUCAAGAUGAGAAUGGGGACAACAUUUUCCACUUGUCUGUUAUCCACCUCCAUUCUGCAUUAGUAAGGAUCUUCCUGGACAUAACAAAAGGGGUUGUGUGUGAUGAUGUCAUCAAUGUGAGAAAUGACCUCUACCAGACUCCACUACAUUUGGCUGUAAUCACACAACAAGCCGACACUGUGCAAGAUAUUUUUAAAGCUGGAGGUGACCCAUUGCUCUUGGAUCGGGAUGGCAACUCAGUCCUGCACCUCGCUUGUAAAGCAGAAGAUGCCUCAACAUUAAGUAUACUGCUUAAACACAAACAGAUGCUUGGGAUCAUCAACCUUCCAAACAAUGAUGGCUUGAAUCCAGUCCAUGUGGCUGUACUUGCCAAUUGCAUGCUGUGCCUCCGGCUUUUGAUAUCAGCAGGAGCAGAUGUAAAUGCUCAGGAACAGAAAUCAGGAAAAAGUGCAUUGCAUUUGGCUGUGGAACAAGACAACAUAUCUCUAGCUGGUUGCCUUCUUCUGGAGGGAGAUGCAUGUGUUGAUAGUACCACAUAUGAUGGAAAUACACCGCUCCACAUAGCAGUUGGAAGAGGCUCUACAAAGCUGACAGCACUUCUCAAAGCCGCAGGUGCCGAUUCCUUCAUUGAGAGCUUUGAACCCCUCUACAGCUUUGAAGAUGCUCAAGAUGAAGAUGAUGUAGAUGAAGGAAUUGUACCAGGCACAAAACCACUGGACAUAGCUACAAGCGACGAGGUACUUGAAAUUCUGAAUGGUAUGCCUUACAAGUCAGCGGUAUCUCAUGAAGACUCCCUGUCACAAGGUGACAUGAAAAACCUUAGCGAAAAGGUAAAGCAGCAGCUCUACACCUUGUUAGAAAGCCAAGAUUUGGACAAGAACUGGGCCACUUUAGCGCAGAAGCUGGGCCUUGGAAUGCUGAACAAUGCUUUCAGACUAAGUCCACUCCCAUCUAAAACAUUACUGGACAACUUUGAGGUUUCUGGUGGAACCAUAAGAGAACUCCUGGAUGCAUUAAAACAGAUGCAUUGCACUGAAGCGGUUGAGGCAAUUGAGCAGUCAAUCAUUAAGCUGUAUUCAGAGGCACCAAUUCCUUCCCAGAGGAGAGAUUCCUCUGUGGACGAUGUUGGAUACCUUAAGCAGCAGGAUACUGAAAGUACAUGUGACAGUGGCGUGGAGACAUCCUUUCAGAAACUGAGCAUUUCAUAUUGGGAACCUCUGAAGGAGACAGAGGGAAUUUGCCCAGAGCUUCCUCAGGAACCAGACUGUCCUCUCAUCUGUAGCAAGUGACAGGUUAGAAAGAGACUCUCUGUCUUCCAUGCACAGCUCAAACCAAAUACACUGGAUAUUCAAAGAAGCCCGGGCCUAAUACAUUUUAAAACACUUCUUUACUCAUGCAUGUCGUAAGCAAGUGAGAAGAAUAAAUCACACUUUGUGUUCUGCUUAUCCCCUAAUUGAAUUAGGAUGUUGCAUAUUUACUUAUUGAAUCAUGUUGGUUUAAAGUCUCUAUGGAUUCUGCAUGGGUUCCUAUUAUACAACAUCAGAAAAUGACACGAUUCAUUAAAAUGCCGAAAUUAAACUUCCCAAUUUAAGUUACUGUCAUUUACAAAUGUUGGCAAUAUAUUAAGAAUGGCUAGUAAUCGUUUAAUAAUAAUGUAUUUUUUGCCUUGGUUUAAUACAGUAAAUAUUAUAUAUUUUUCUGGAA
This is a messenger RNA of Xenopus laevis (African clawed frog), 3548 nucleotides long. RefSeq names its product nuclear factor of kappa light polypeptide gene enhancer in B-cells 1 S homeolog (gene nfkb1.S). Bases 281 to 3133 code for a protein of 950 amino acids. Gene Ontology annotation, biological process: regulation of DNA-templated transcription; signal transduction. Lineage: Eukaryota; Metazoa; Chordata; Amphibia; Anura; Pipidae. The transcript has 24 exons. The record is from RefSeq and is a predicted model, not a curated record. Gene Ontology annotation, cellular component: cytoplasm; nucleus; NF-kappaB p50/p65 complex. Gene Ontology annotation, molecular function: DNA-binding transcription factor activity; DNA-binding transcription factor activity, RNA polymerase II-specific; RNA polymerase II cis-regulatory region sequence-specific DNA binding.